Molecule: messenger RNA, 3242 nt
Organism: Archocentrus centrarchus (flier cichlid)
Lineage: Eukaryota; Metazoa; Chordata; Actinopteri; Cichliformes; Cichlidae
Gene: kcnab1b
Product: potassium voltage-gated channel subfamily A regulatory beta subunit 1b
Exons: 15
Coding region: 767-1966 (399 amino acids)
Biological process (GO): transmembrane transport; potassium ion transport; regulation of potassium ion transmembrane transport
Cellular component (GO): voltage-gated potassium channel complex; cytoplasm; juxtaparanode region of axon
Molecular function (GO): transmembrane transporter binding; voltage-gated potassium channel activity; potassium channel regulator activity
Source: RefSeq, a predicted model, not a curated record
CAUUCAGUUACUGGCUCACUCUCUCUACUCUAAUCACGCGCUGCUCCUCGCCUCCUCACUGCAUCUGUCCUCCUCUCCCUGAAGUGAGAAACCAUGCAUCCUCCUUUCUCCUCCUCCUCCUCCUCUUCCUCCUCCUCCUCCUCUCUGCUUGUCCAUUGCUGUUCCAGGGUCCCUUUAUCACACAGAGUCCACUUGCUGCAAAGCCGGGGACCAUAAAAGCUCUGCUACUUGCUCGGGGACUUUGGAAACGGGACAAGGCUGUUUGCCAGGUCUGAGGACAUCUGAGGGAAAUGUUGCUUCAACUGGGAUGCAGAGCUUUCUGGGACCUCUGCUCUGUGUGUAACAGCAUUUAAUCCCUCUCAAAGUUCCAGGAGAAGACACGUCAGUCAAGAUUCUCAUCCCGUUCCGUCCUUGUUUCUCACAGAGCGCUGGCGACUCGCAGUGUGUGGAGUCAGACCAGCUCAGGAUCUCAGCACCUCACACACUGACCGGGACCGCCGCUGAUAUGUCUGAUCUUGACGUAGCUUAAGUUUGAGAACAUUCUCUCAAAGGAAAUGGAAUAAACUCGUGCAUCAUUUCCUGCUGUGCUCUCCAUAUGAGAAUCAGCAGCACCAGCCAGAAUUGGCAUGGACCUUUGAUUUUCAACUUCACAUAACGACACAAGCAAAAUCUAAGUUCUACAAACAAGAACAAAAAAAAAAAAAAAAGACUUUUAAGCACUUUAAGGACAAAAGCAGAGCAGCUCUAGUGGCCUUUGCCUACAGCCAUGCAGGUGUCCUUUGCAUGUACAGAUCAUGGGCUCAAGGCCCCUCGAAAUGGCGAGCACAGCAAACAGAACGCCACGAGCCCCAACACAGCCAGCCAGGCACGUGCCCGGUUCCGCACAGUGGCCCUGAUAGCUCGCAGCCUGGGGUCCUUCACCCACCGCUACCACCACAGCCUCAAGGAGUCCACGGCCAAGCUCACCGGCAUGAAGUACCGGAACCUGGGGAAAUCUGGACUGCGUGUCUCCUGUCUGGGGCUCGGAACAUGGGUAACAUUUGGAGGUCAGAUCUCUGAUGAGGUGGCAGAGCAGCUGAUGACUAUCGCCUACGAGAGCGGGGUCAACCUCUUCGACACGGCCGAGGUCUACUCCGGGGGGAAAGCAGAGAUAAUCCUGGGAAACAUCAUCAAGAAAAAGUGCUGGAGGAGAUCCAGCCUGGUGAUCACCACAAAGCUGUACUGGGGAGGAAAAGCGGAGACAGAGAGGGGCCUCAACAGAAAACACAUCAUUGAAGGUUUAAAGGGCUCCCUCCAGAGGAUGCAGCUUGAGUAUGUGGAUGUUGUCUUUGCCAACCGGACAGACAGCAAUACUCCCAUGGAGGAGAUAGUGAGAGCAAUGACACACGUGAUCAACCAGGGGAUGGCCAUGUACUGGGGGACAUCACGGUGGUCUGCCAUGGAGAUCAUGGAAGCAUAUUCUGUGGCCAGGCAGUUUAAUCUCAUCCCGCCAGUGUGUGAACAGGCUGAGUAUCAUUUCUUCCAGAGGGAAAAAGUGGAAACUCAGCUUCCAGAGCUCUACCAUAAGAUAGGUGUGGGUGUGGUCUCUUGGUCGCCUUUGGCCUGUGGAAUAAUCACUGGAAAGUAUGAGAACGGCAUCCCAGAAUCCUCCAGGGCCUCAAUGAAGCCAUACCAGUGGUUGAGGGAGAAAAUAAUGAGCGAGGAAGGGAGAAAACAGCAAGCCAAACUAAAAGAGCUGGCUCAUAUCGCGGAGAAGCUCGGAUGCACUUUGCCACAGCUAGCCAUAGCCUGGUGCCUGAGAAACGAGGGAGUGAGCUCAGUACUUCUGGGGUCCUCCAGUCCAAGCCAGCUCACAGAGAACCUGGGAGCCAUUCAGGUGAUUCCAAAGAUGACAGCAGGCAUUGCCUCAGAGGUGGAUCAUAUAUUAGGCAACCGUCCACACAGUAAAAGGGACUACCACCAUUAGGAUGGACCUGUUUUUAGUGAACUAUGCUCCAAAAGCUUAUCAAAGCUCACUUCACAGCCAUGGCACCGCGAGCAUGUGCCCAAGAUUGCUUGUGUGUGCAUAUGACUGUGUGUGUGUGUGUGUGUGUGUGUGUGUGUGUGUGUGUGUGUGUGUGUGUGUGUGAGAGAGAGAGAGACUAUGUAAUGUGUUCUGCUUAGCUCCUUCAACCAGUACUCAUUAGCGUAAAAUGAGCUACUUGACAAAGCAUGCAUGCUACAGCUACAGUAGCCAGCAACUGGAGUAAACAAAACAAAGACGCAGGAUCCAGCAAGAUAAUUGCUAGUGUUUAAAACUUCUUCAACUCCAACAAACAUCGCAGAAGGUGCUGAACCACAAAUUCACAGACGCAAAGGAUUAUUUAAUUUUGACAUGUUUGUUCAAAUUACUGUCAGCAUAGGUGAAACAAAAACUUAGAGAAACAUACUAACCCAGAAGCAUCACAUAAAGCUUAGCAGGUAUAGCAAGUGCACAGCAAAAGGUAAUUUGUAUCAAAAAGUAUGCGUUACAGAAUUCAACUCUACUAGGUGUGUUUUGAAGUGUAAAACAACAAAAAAAGAACAGAAAAAGAAAAGGCACUGAUGCAUAAAAUUUGGGCCUGGUGUCAGCAAACUGGAUGAACAGUUGUCGUUGCAGCUGGAGCUGGUCUGUCAUCAUGAUGAAUUGUUUCAGUACUGGAUGAACUGAAAUUCUGCUCACGAGAUUUUUCGCUUAUACCAAGAGAGCUAAUUUUAACAGAAACAUGUUUCAAAACAUCUGUACUGACUGUUAUAAAUAAAUAUAAAUCCUUAAUAAGCAGCUAUGUCAGAAUGAGAUUUCUGCCUCCUUAUAUUUUGUUUUGGAGGGUUUUUUUGGUCAGUUUCACUUAUGCAAAAGCACUGCAGAGGGUACUUUCCUACUAUGUCCCUUUUACCCCUUUCAGUUUGUACUCUGCUGGACUUUCUGUCAGUAGUGAUAACGUCCGAUUCAUUUAACUUCAGUUUGUGUUGUGACUAAAACAUUUGUCAAGUCUAAAGGGGAUCUUGUGGAUUGAACAAACAAAAAGCCAUGUAGCUAAUGAAGAGAAAAAUAAAUAAAUAAUGUCACCAUAUGGACCCCUGCAGUAACAGCACCUGGAACUUGUUGAAUUUUUGCCCAACUUCUCCCAGAUGCCAGCUUUAUGUAAUGGGAUUAUCUUUGUUAUGUUUGUUCAGACAUGCACUUUGGUGUUGUUCAUCAGAUACAUGAAAAUAAAAAGUGA